Drosophila subobscura is the source of this 2539-nucleotide messenger RNA. Its product is annotated as solute carrier family 46 member 3. The transcript is spliced from 5 exons. The record is from RefSeq and is a predicted model, not a curated record. The coding region runs from base 286 to 2082 and encodes 598 amino acids. Gene Ontology annotation, molecular function: transmembrane transporter activity. Gene Ontology annotation, cellular component: membrane. NCBI's taxonomy places the organism in Eukaryota, Metazoa, Arthropoda, Insecta, Diptera, Drosophilidae. Gene Ontology annotation, biological process: transmembrane transport.
AUGCGAGUGCGAGCAUUUUUAGUCGCCGAGUUCAGCUCAACGCCGCUGGUUUAGACACUACCCAAAGCUCAGCACACGCUCGAAACAGAGGCUGGAACUACAAACUACAAACUACAAGCCCUCGGCCCCACAAGCACAGCCCAUAGAUAUCGGUGGUGAUAUCCCCACAGCCAGCAGUCAUGCUGAACUAGAAGGAAACCCAACAAGUACACAAAAAGUUCACUCAGGAAAGCCUUUUGCAGGAUAUUCCAGAAAAUAGAGUCACAGAGAUCAUCAGCCAGAGUCAUGUCCCCCAAAGACGGUAGCUUGGACGAUGCCACAUAUGCCAAAUACACUGUCAAUCAUUCGCCACCAUCCUCGCCAGCGGCUGGAACGCGACCAACACCGCCGGAACAGGCCUCUUCCGAUGCGAUGACACUAAAAUCGACUGCAACGACAACGACGCCCACUGCCGCUGUGAAGCGAACAUGGCGCGAAAAGUUUCGCCUGAUAUCGAAUAAUAUCACCGUGGAGCCCAUUCUGGCGGCGUACAUUAUGCCCAGCGUGCUGUCCAAUUUGGCCACACAGAAUCUCAAUCUGGAGAAGGCCUGCCGCGUGAACAUGGCCUACGGGGAUGUGGUGUGCGAUGCUCUAACUCGCCGCCAGACAGCCAAUUACACCAUGGAAGAGGAAACGGUGCAGCAGAUGGUGGCUCGCAUGGCCGCCUGGAAGACAGUGAUCCAAUCGCUUUUCCCCUGCCUGUUGAUCCUCUUCUGGGGCUCGUGGAGCGACCGCCAUCGACGUCGCAAGCCCUGCAUGCUCAUCCCUGUGGUGGGGGAGUUUCUCGGUGUGGUGGGGCUCAUGCUGUGCGUUUACUUUGAGGAUACACCCAUGGAGGUGGCCGCCCUGACGGAGGCCAUCUUUCCAUCCCUCAGUGGGGGAUGGUUCACCAUGCUGAUGGGCGUCUUCAGUUACAUUGCGGACAUCACCACCGAGGAGGAGCGCACUCUAAGGAUUGGCAUACUCAACGUUUGCUUCUCUGUGGGUGUGCCCAUUGGCAUGGCCUUCAGUGGGGUGCUACUCAAGCAAAUCGGUUUCUAUGGCGUCUUCUCCAUCUCGGCCUUCUUCUAUGUGGUGGCAUUUGUGUAUGGUUUCUUUUUCCUGGAGGAGCCGGUGGCCAGGCCCGAGAAGAGUCCCACGCAAAAGGGCCUGCUGGCCGACUUCUUUGACAAGGAGCAUGUGGUGCAGACCUUCCGAGUGGCCUUCAAAAAGGGCGAGAAUCAGCGACGCAAGCGCGUCAUUCUGCUCAUGAUUGUCGUGAUGGUGAUCAUUGGUCCUCUGCACGGAGAGAUGGCGGUGACGUAUCUAUUUACGAGGUUCCGCUUUAACUGGUCGGAGGUGGAGUUCAGUUUCUUCUCCACCUACGCCAUGUUCACGGGUCUCAUCGGUGUCAUCUUCUGCGUGGGCAUUCUGUCGCACAAGCUGGGCGUUGACGAUGCCCUGGUGGGUGUCCUCUCGAGCACCUCGAAGAUCCUGUCAGGCUUUAUCUACGCCUUUGCCACGGUGCCGUGGCACAUGUACCUGGGCGGGCUGGUGGAGAUCUUCAACGGCACGGCCUUCAUUGCCAUGCGCUCGAUAGCCACCAAGCUCGUGUCCAAGGACGAACUGGGCAAAGUGAACUCUCUGUUUGGUGUGGCAGAGGCACUUAUGCCCAUGGUCUUUGCACCGAUGUACACGACGCUCUAUGCGGCCACACUGCGGGUGCUGCCGGGCGCCUUCUUUCUGCUUGGCGGUGGCCUAACCAUGUUCUCUGUUGUCAUCUUUCUCUGGAUGUACCGCUUCCAGGUGAAACAACGUCGCCUUCUGGUGCGCACCGAUGCGGAGCGCGCUUCGAUCAAGGAUCCUAAUGGCAACAUCAACACCAUCGAAGCUCUGGCCCUGGCCAGCGAGGCCAAGGGUCAAAUGAAUGGCAUCAUUUCCAAUGUGAUACACGAAUCGCUCGAAUCAUCACAUGCGGAGGAAACGCCACCACCUCCCCCUGUCAUCGGCAUUGAGAAUCAGGCCUAUGUGCCGGAGGAGGUGGGCAAGGCCAAGGAGGCCUGAAGCGUGGGAUGCAUGGGUAUUAGUCUGUGUAACAUACACAUGCGUAUUAUCCUUUUUUCCUAUUGUACAUACACAUAUUCUGCUGCGGGGAUGGACAUGUAGGGAAUGUGGAGACGUUUCUAAAAGGGUUUGCAGUUGGUUUUCCCCUUAGAUCUAUCGAUUGAGAUACGCUUCAAGAACUUCUGGUGAAUCUUAAAUCCUUUUCGAAGUUGAUUCCAAAGCUGCUAUUCUUUAUGCAAGACGAAAGAUCCUUUUGACCGUUUUGGCAUCCGAUAAAAGUUCCUUUCAAGAGCAUUUUUACUUGCGCUCUCCUGCAUCCCCCAGCUGUAUCCGUACUUUAUUAUUGUCUUUAAUUAGUCUUAAGCUUUUGAAGUAUUCACAUAUGUGUUUUUGUUUCCAUUGUAAUUAUAAUUUUCCACUUUGCUAUUAUUUUACAUAUAUAUUUUUUUUGAUUAGC